CGCAAGGCGGGGGGGUCACAUGACCGCGUCACGUGACCAACCCCGGCGCGCCAGGAGCGGAAGUGACGUCACGCCGGCCGAGCCAUGGAGCUGAGCGAGCUGCUGUAUAACAAGUCGGAGUACAUAGAGACUGCCUCCGGAAAUAAAGUCAGCCGUCAGUCUGUAUUAUGCGGAAGCCAGAACAUCGUCCUCAAUGGCAAGACGAUAGUCAUGAACGACUGUAUUAUAAGAGGAGACCUGGCGAAUGUUCGAGUGGGACGACACUGCGUCAUCAAAAGUCGAAGCGUGAUCCGGCCACCAUUCAAGAAGUUCAGCAAAGGGGUGGCUUUUUUCCCUCUACACAUCGGAGACCAUGUCUUUAUAGAAGAAGACUGCGUGGUGAAUGCGGCACAGAUAGGCUCCUAUGUACACAUAGGGAAGAACUGUGUCAUCGGCCGGAGAUGCGUCUUGAAGGAUUGCUGUAAAAUAUUGGACAAUACGGUUUUGCCCCCUGAGACGGUGGUCCCCCCAUUUACCGUGUUUUCUGGCUGCCCCGGACUGUUCUCAGGAGAGCUCCCAGAAUGCACGCAGGAACUCAUGAUUGACGUCACCAAGAGUUACUACCAAAAGUUCCUUCCUCUGACGCAGAUUUAGACAGGAGUGUCUGUCCCUCAGAGCUGGUUUCAUUUAUUUUUUAUUAUUUUGUACAUGUAUAUAUUAACAUAUCCUGCAUUCCACCGGCCAAGAGUUCCCCUUUAACACUAUGUAUUUAUCAAGGCCCCUUCUUUACCCUCUUCACUAUCUGGCAGCAGUCCCGCUCGGCACGGAUUAUCCUGGGAUCCAAUCGCAAACAUUGCUACUCCCUUUCUGACAAAGUAAGGUCUAGAAACCACUGGUCUGUAGUACAACACUGACCUUCCAUUGCAAUAAAUACUCGCCCUCUG
Molecule: messenger RNA, 923 nt
Organism: Bufo gargarizans (Asiatic toad)
Lineage: Eukaryota; Metazoa; Chordata; Amphibia; Anura; Bufonidae
Product: dynactin subunit 5
Exons: 6
Coding region: 85-633 (182 amino acids)
Source: RefSeq, a predicted model, not a curated record